Triticum aestivum (bread wheat) is the source of this 2223-nucleotide messenger RNA. RefSeq names its product protein NRT1/ PTR FAMILY 8.1-like. NCBI's taxonomy places the organism in Eukaryota, Viridiplantae, Streptophyta, Magnoliopsida, Poales, Poaceae. The coding region runs from base 394 to 2058 and encodes 554 amino acids. Gene Ontology annotation, cellular component: membrane. The transcript is spliced from 4 exons. Gene Ontology annotation, molecular function: transmembrane transporter activity. The record is from RefSeq and is a predicted model, not a curated record. Gene Ontology annotation, biological process: oligopeptide transport; transmembrane transport.
UGGUGGUGCAUGCGUGAAUGCUCGAGUCGUUCCAGGGUCGUUCUCUCCGUUUGCUUUCCUGGCGAUUUAUUUUUUUUCAGUUGAUUGGCACCUAGGCGGCCCCAUAUUCCACCAAAUUUGCUAUCUCAAUUGCGUGAGAGAUUGCUUUGGAGCUCGGUUGAUUUAGUGGAGAAGAAAGGGACUUUGCGCAUCGUGACGCGGCUGACCACAGUCUCUCGGUUAAACACUUCCCGCCUUGCCAUCAUGCAUGUAUUUAACACCAUGGCAGAUUUGUGCCACUCACUAGCUCCUUGGCGCCUUAAUUAUAUGGGCCAUCGUGACCCUUGCCUGUAGUAGUUUUCAUUUGCUCUGGACGCGCCUGUGUAAAUCUCACACGGACUGCUAGCUAAGACCAUGGAAGCUGCAGGGGUAGAAUCAAAAGGCUCGCCCGGCGACGCCGCCGAUCCCACGUCCAAGAAGGUUCGCCGGACCUCGUGGGGCUGCGCUUUCAUCCUCGUGAACAACUGCUUCCAGUCCGCGGCCUACUUUGGCCUGUCGACGAACCUGGUGAACUACCUCAAGGUCCAGCUGCACUCCGGCAGCAAGGCCGCCGCCAACAGCGUCACCAACUGGCAGGGCACCAGCGGCAUCGCGCCGCUUGCCGCCGCCUUCCUCGCCGACUCCUUCCUCGGAAGAUACUGGACCAUCACGCUCUUCGUCCUCGUCUCCGUCGCGGGGUACGGCGUCGUGACGGCGAGCGCGUGGGCGGCGCUGGAGAGCGCGGUGUUCUACGCCGGGCUGUACCUGGUGGGGCUGGGCGGCGCGCUGCAGCCCGUCAUGGCGUCGUUCGGCGCGGACCAGUUUGACGUCGAGGCGGACGACGAGGAGCGUGGGCGGCAGAGCUCCUUCUUCAACUGGUUCUACCUCUCCCUCACCGUGGGGUCGCUGGUGGGCGGCACCGUGCUGGUGUGGGUGCAGUCCGCCCACGGCUGGCGGCUCGGCUACGGCAUCCCGGCGCUGCUGAGCGUAGUCGCCGUCGCGCUGUUCCUCGCCGGCACCGGCGCGUACGGGCGCCACCAGCCCCCCGGCGGCAGCCCGCUCACCAGGAUCACGCAGGUGGUGGUCGCCGCCGCCAGGAAGUGCGACGUGGAGACCCCAACCGACGCCGCGCUGCUGCACGAGCGUGACGGCGACGACGGCAUGUCCGAGAUACUGGGCAGCCGCCGCCUCGCGCACACCAACCAGUUCAGGUCCUUGGACAAGGCGGCUGUGGAGACGCCGGGCGACAAGGCGCGGCCAGUCAGCCCAUGGCGGCUGUGCACGGUUACGCAGGUGGAGGAGCUCAAGUGCGUGCUCCGUCUACUGCCGGUGUGGGCGUGCGGCAUCAUCUUCGCGGCCGCGUACACACAGGUGUCCACCACCUUUAUCCUCCAAGGCGACACGUUGGACCCGCGCAUCGGCAGCUUUCACGUUCCCGCUGCAGUGCUCACCGUCUUCGACACGCUCAGCGUCAUGCUCUGGGUGCCGCUUUACGACCGCGCCAUCGUCCCGCUCGCGCGCCGCCUCACGGGCCACCGCCGCGGGUUCACACAGCUGACGCGCAUGGGCGUCGGGUUCGUCAUCCUCACGGUCGCCAUGCUCGCCGCCGGCAUGCUCGAGGUCGCACGGCGCCGCGUCGUCGCACGCAACGGCACGUACCGCGGCACGGACGGUGCAGAGUACGUGCCACUGUCGAUCUUUUGGCAGGUGCCGCAGUACGUGGUGUUGGGCGCGGCGGAGGUGUUCACCUUCAUCGGGCAGAUGGAGUUCUUCUACGACCAAGCGCCGGACGCCAUGCGGAGCAUCUGCUCGGGGCUCGCCCGCGCGGCUUUCGCGCUGGGCAACUACGCGAGCUCGGCGCUCGUGUCUGUCGUGGUGAGCGUCACGACGAGCGGCGGCCGGCCCGGGUGGAUCCCCGACGACAUCAACGACGGGCACUUGGACUACUUCUUUUGGCUGCUCGCUAUGCUCUGCGUUGGCAACUUCGGCGGGUACCUGCUCGUCACACGGUGGUACAACUACAAGAAGACCGCGGAUUAAACUGGAAAUCACUGUACGUGUAGAUUCCGAACGUGUAAUGACUAGGUACUUCCUCGGCUUCUCUAUAAAAGAAGUUUGAAAGCGGCUACGUGUAAGUUGACUGUUUUGUUUUUAUUUUUAGGUCAGUUGACUGACCACAAAUUAUAUUCAGUGGAUUUGCAUGCA